Molecule: messenger RNA, 8837 nt
Organism: Hipposideros armiger (great roundleaf bat)
Lineage: Eukaryota; Metazoa; Chordata; Mammalia; Chiroptera; Hipposideridae
Gene: CALN1
Product: calneuron 1
Exons: 6
Coding region: 843-1502 (219 amino acids)
Cellular component (GO): trans-Golgi network membrane
Molecular function (GO): calcium ion binding
Source: RefSeq, a predicted model, not a curated record
AGUUAACGUGGGCAGCUUCUUUGGGGAGGAAAGGAAGCAAGACAGUCUGCCAAGCUUCAGCUCGCCCCCCGCGUGUGCCUGUGAGUGCGCGCGCGAGGAUGAGUGCGCGCGCGCCGAGGCGUUCCUCAGGUUGCGCUGCCUGGAAACCGAGGGAGCUAUUGGCGAGGCGACAGAGUGGGGGCGGGGGCUUCCCGGCCCUCGGAGAAGCGGGGCGCUGGCGGCCGAGGCGAGCCCUGAACCCCGGCUCCCGGCACAGACGAAGGCAGAGCGGGGCGGGCGCUGAGGGCGGCCUCCAGGCCCUGGGGGGACCGCCGGGGAGGAGUUGGGGAGGAGGCCGGAGCUGCAUGGAGUUUCUAGGGCGCGCAACUCCGGCGGGGCCUCGGCCACUGGGCUCCGGGGUGCAGCGAGGCAGCCGCGCACAUGGGCUGAGCCCGCGCACCGGGGCUCUGCACGGCCAGCGGGAGCGAGAGGGGUAGAGGAGUCUGCCGUGCCGGGGUGCGGGGCAAGCGUCCCCAGACGGGAGCCGAGGACAAGGACAGGGAAGCACGCGCCCAGAUCGCUCUCCGAGCCGACGAGGGGCUCGCGCCGGCCCGGCGCGCGCUUGGGGAGCGGCCCGGGGCGCCGUGGGAGCCCGCUGCAGCAAGGAUGUCGGCGCGGGGACGCGGCUGCCGGCUGGGGGUGUGAGCGUGCGGCCGAGUGCUGCCCGCCGGCGCCCGCAUCCGCGUCGCCCCCUCCCUGCGGGCCUCUGAGGGAGCCCCCCGCACCCCACCGAGGAGCCUCGAAACCCAGGUUUGGCGGCUGCGGGCCCGUGCGGCCGGCCCUGGCCCAGCGAGAGGGAGAAGAUGCCUUUCCACCAUGUGACUGCUGGCCUGCUGUACAAGGGGAAUUACCUCAAUCGAUCCCUGUCUGCGGGCAGCGACAGUGAGCAGCUUGCUAACAUUUCUGUGGAGGAGCUGGAUGAAAUCCGAGAGGCCUUUCGGGUUCUGGACCGAGAUGGAAAUGGCUUCAUCUCGAAGCAGGAGCUGGGCAUGGCCAUGCGCUCUCUGGGGUACAUGCCGAGUGAGGUGGAGCUGGCCAUCAUCAUGCAGCGCCUGGACAUGGACGGGGAUGGCCAGGUGGAUUUUGAUGAAUUCAUGACAAUUCUUGGCCCUAAACUGGUGUCUUCAGAAGGUCGUGAUGGUUUUCUUGGAAACACAAUAGAUAGCAUAUUCUGGCAGUUCGACAUGCAAAGGAUCACUCUGGAGGAGCUGAAGCACAUCCUCUAUCAUGCAUUCCGGGACCACUUGACAAUGAAGGACAUUGAGAACAUCAUCAUCAAUGAGGAGGAAAGCCUGAACGAUACCUCAGGGAACUGCCAGACAGAGUUUGAAGGAGUGCAUUCUCAGAAACAGAACAGACAGACCUGCGUCCGGAAGAGCCUCAUCUGCGCCUUCGCCAUGGCCUUCAUCAUAAGCGUCAUGCUGAUUGCGGCCAACCAGAUCCUGCGGAGCGGCAUGGAGUAGCAGCCUCCCGCCACCACGCCGCUGCGUUCCCAGCUCACCGCGCAUGCGCAUGCCCUGCGGGCAGACUGUUCCUCCUCAAAAGCAGAUCCGAACGAUGCAGACAUGGCACAGUUCACCGAAGAACACCAGGUUGCAGUGCAACCGGUGUUGCAAAUUCACUUCAUCUCCUUGGCAGGGACACAAAAGGGCUGUCUUCAAUGCUUUAAUGGUUUUGUUUCCUAAUGCAAUAAAUAGCCCUGCAGAAACUGAAGAGAAACUUCAUUUUCAUCUCCGAAUCCCAGUGGCCCAGAGAGCAAGAGAGAGGCGUGAACACGCAGUCACCUCCUAGCCCCAUUCUUUCAACCUUGGGGGCAACUAGAGACCCCCCCAACGGCAACCCUCAGUCCCCAGGGGCUGACUUGCGGGUUGUUGCAGAAGAAGGGGCUCUCCAUCUGGCCUUGGCUUCCUUCCUCCACCCAGUGGAACCCCCCAAGGCUUGAGGGGAAAGCCAUCGGAUGGGGUGCAGCACCUGGCGGCCUGCAGCUGCCCCCUUCGCUUCCGUUCUUACUGCCUUUUCUACACGACUCUUGUUGGCAGAGUUGGGGAGCUCUCGGUUUCCAUCUGCACUUGGCUUUCUGUUCCUAGAGCCCAUCGCGCACCAGCAUCUUGGAAUCUGCAGAGAGCCUUCCUCCCAGCUUUGCUGCCUGUGCUGCCAUUAGAGAAAAAGAAGCAUAAUCAUGGGCACCUCUAUAUCACAGACAUGUAGACAGACAUAUAUUUGGCUUCUUCGUGUGUGACAUCAUUCUUCCCUAAUCGCUUACUCCUGAUAUAAGCUUGUCCUCCGACCCGCGUCCCUACCUCUUUUGGGCGGGACAGGUAGUUUGGGUGAUAGGAGACAGACUGAUGGUGAGGUGCUGCAGCCCAUACCCCAGCCGUCUGCAGUCAUGGAGCCUGAACACAUCUCAAUGCCAGAAGUUAAGGUCCUCUGCAUCUCACCUUUUUCUCAUCUGACAGUUUGCUUUGUAAGUUAGUCUUCCCCAGAUAAAAAGAGAAAUACAGUCCAGAGUGGAAAGAUAGAAAGAUCAAACAACUGUGUUUUAUAUAACAUCUUCCGGUGUUCAGAUCCUGCAACUGACUCAUUUCCAUGAGAAAAAAAACAAAAAGAUAUUAAUAAGUUUAGCCAACACGACAGGUAAUUUACUUCUCCCUGCAGAAUACUUCUGUUGGGGAAGGAAACCGAACCCCGUAGUCUGUUUUUAACACCAUUUCAAGUCUGUAAUUUCCUGACUUUUCCUAGAUGUCACAUCAGCCACCACGCUUAAUUCAAGCUUGCAUAGUCUGAUUAACCAGUAAUCUUUCAAUCUAAUAGUUCCCUUUGUACUUUUCCAAGCUCAGGUCUUUAUUUCUGUAAUGGAAUUGUCUCACUCCUCUUUCCCUCCAUCAUAUCCGAAAGCUACAUGCUUUUCCCCUCUCCCUUUCCCUUUUUUUUUUUCAAGUAAUGAAGCACCAGAAUCUUUCUUCUUUCACUGUAGCUGGGUAGGUUUUUUUGGUGCAGUGUGUGUUCCUGAACCCCUCAAGCCUCCCCUUCCUCUCAGCUUUCUCCCUACUGCCUUCUCAGACUUGGAGCUUCCAAUGUCUCAGUUUAGGGUCUUCUUCCAAUUCACCUCUGCAAGCGCUUCAGGCAACAGCCUGGGGGCAGCUACAGGAACUUCCCCACUGUGGGAGACAGUGCAAAUAUUCAUGAUGAGCACAAGAAAAACUAGGGUUUGAGCCAUCGUAAGAGGAGGAAGCAGGUGUUUGCUUCUGAGAGCCCAGGGGUUUGAGAGGCCUUCUGUGAGAGGUCCCGCACAUCCCCACCAUGGAAGGCAGCAGCCUGUCUGCCCUCUGCUCGCCCUGCCCUGCCACAGCACACCUUGCACACCUGCCUCUCCUCUCUCCUCUUGCCUGAGAUGCCGUGGCCCUCAGGAUACGAAUCCCAAACAAGAACAGGUCCAAAUACAGAAUACUAAUAGGACAACUUCAUCGUUAUCUCCUGCCCAAAGCAGCUGGCCCUCCCUCUUUCAACUACACUUGGUGGGGGGACCCCCUGAACCACUAGACUACGUCCUAAUGGGGAGGGAGUUACAGGACCCUAAGGAGACUGGAUAGAGACCCCAGGGAUGAUUCUUAAAGGAUUCUGCCCCAUGAGAGGAUAUUACAAUGCUGCAGGUGAGGUUGGACUUGAGAGCUAAAAAUGCUGCUUUUCAAAGGCUGCUUUUCUGCAAGUUCUUCUGCCUCUCCCUGGAGAACAGGGACCCUGAAGGAUGUGAGGGUUAGCCUUCAUUGGAAGACAGAUUAGUCACCAUGCAGGGGUGCACAUGAAAAGGAGUCUGGAGAGGCACCCUACAACGUCCUCAGCACCCUCUCCUUAAAGAGGCCUCCUACCCUCCCUGUGGCCCAGUGACCAGGAAGCCAGUCAUCCUACCCAGGAGAAAAUCUAGGAGCGUGCAUUCCUUGUGGAGGCUGCUAGGGACAGAGGGCACCAAGGAAGCCACAGAGCUCUCUUUGACGAGCUAGAAGUUAUCCUCCUCCAUGGUAACCUCGCACUUGGCACCCACGGUCUGCAGUAGUAUGGAGUCAACCCAGAGUAGUGGUAUUCUUGACACUUGACAAGCUAAGAGCUUGUCCUGGUGACUUGCACCCUGGCUGCUUUUCCUGGACAGUCUGUCAAAGGAGUUGGGCUUUGUCAGGCAGCUCAAAUUCUGGCUUCCUACAGCCCCAACCCCAGUCUUGUCCUUACCAGUGCUACUCCAGGGCCCCACGCCCAUCAACACCUUCACCACGGGUGUUACGAUGCUUAUGGAUGAAGACCCCAGAAGGUCCCGGUCCCCUGUGAACGAGAUGUGCCAUGUGGCCCCAGCAUGAGGUGACCUCUGCAGGAAUGGAGACAGAGGACCCCAAUUCUUCCUCUGUGCUCCCAACAAAUAGACAUAGGGGUCUAUUAUGAGGCAGCUGAGUGAUUGGCAAACUGAGCUUGGCUCAUUCUUGUCACAAGAAUGGGUGCCCCCCCAGACCACACUGUGAUAACCAAGGAAGCAUUUUGCUUGUGAGACAAGGGGUACAGACCCUGAUGCCCUUGGCUCCCCACAAAGCUGUUACCCAUCACUCCAGAAGCAGACAGAGCCCCCUAACAGGACCCAUCAUGGGAACUAGGAGCAGUGGCUUCCAGAAUGUGCGUGGGUCCCAUGUGACCAGUCUGUUAAAAAAAAAAAAAAGAAUGUUGCCAUGGCAACCUUUGCAUUCCACCCUGAUUUUGCCAAGGCACACAAAAAUAGGGAACAUUUUCUUAAAGAAUACUUGAGUUCUGCCUGAUUGCAACCUGAUUCCCUGCAUCCAUAUCCUGCUGGUGGGGAAAUUACCCUAAAAAAAUCCCGUGGUUUCUUUUUUGUGUUUCAACCUGCCCUUCCAUUUGCUCAGGAGAACAGGAGCUACCUGUGAGCCAAGUGGUAUCCUCCCCCAUCCUCCUCCCCCCGCCCCCCACCUCCCAGGGCCCAGGGCAAGGAUCCCUUGAUCUGGGUGAAAAGUCAGUAAUGUCAUCUGGAAGGCAAAAUAUAUUUUAAGCCUCAAUCUUUAAAAGCAUCUGUUUGCCUGUUAAGAAGAACUCCCACAAGCCAGAAAUGUGAACUGAAGUGAACCGAGGCCCACAUGUGGUCUUAGGCAAUCCCAGUAGUUUCAGAAGUUUAUAGGUGUUUUAUUUGCAGAAAACAAGAUGUGUGAGUCUUCUUUCUUGAUACCUGCUCCUGUCUCAGACUGUCCAUGACAAACGGUCUGUUCUACUAUAGUUAGUCAAAAGAGCUAGUGAAGGAUGCAAGCUCAUUUUGAUAAUAAUGCUCCUCCCAACCUCCCAUCCACAGAAUCAUAAAGUGAUAUACUUAAGUACCGGGAGAGAGAAGUUUAUCUUUUAUUCCACAUGUCUUCUCUAGGCUUAAGUCCAGACUCAGGUCAUAAAUCAAGGAGAUUUUGCUCUGCACCAGUACCUACAGCCUCCCUGGGAACAUGUGAAGGCCUGACUAGGAGAACAGGGGGUGACGGCACAGCACAGCCCCUGGGGUGGCUGGCUGCGAGCCUGAAAGCCCUGCUCUGCUGAGCUCUUGCUCUCCAGCCCGUGGAAGCCGCAGAGCUUCACUCUUUCCAGCUGCGGGUCUCAAACCACAGGUCAUUUUACUGCACUGACUACUUCUCCAAAGGCCCAUAAUCAUCGUGUUACUCACCCUGUUCCGCUGAGAUAUAGAGAAGGUCUGAAUCCCACAGCAAAAGGAGGCACCCCUUUUCUAUAAUGCCCUGAUGAUGCAGUUGAACUGUGCGUAAGCUCCUAGGCUCUGGCACAUAUUGGUUGAAUUACCAGGAGGACUGCAGAGCUGCCUUCCCUGGAGAACAUCUGUCUGAAAUGACCUCAGGUCAGAGCUUUCUCGUGGCCUCUUCAUUGACCCCACAGGGCUAAAAGUCCGUAACCCAAAGGCCUUGCCAUAGCCAUUUCCCUCACCACCUCAUGGUUCAACUCUCCCGGAAGGGAAAAAGAAAUCCAUCAGAAAUAGAAAAGAAACAUUAUUCAGCAGCUAGGGUUUUCAAUUUGAAUUAUUUAAAGCGAUGGCAAAAUGGAGACGGAUUUGGGAAGCCUCUUACAGACCCCGUCUCCGUGACAAUUUAAAUGUCAGAACUGUUCAGCUUCACUUCAUACUUCUUUUGACUAAGUCACUCAGGGGACUGUCCUUAGUUAAGUGGCCUUGCCAGAGACACUUGGUUUGGCGGAAUAAGGUCAAGUACACAAGCCAGCCAAACCCUUCGCUUAGUAUCCUCUCUCAUUGCUAAUGCACGUGGUCAUUUUAACAGCUAUGGUUUCUACUUAGUAUUGGUUUAGGGCCCUUUCUACAUGGUCUCAAGGGACAUGACAACAAUGCUCAAAAAGUCUUAAAAGCAAAAGUAAUUUGAUUCAGUUGGCUUGAAAUAUAGCCACAAAGAAUCAGUUUCUGCCAGUCCCACAAAGACAGACCUCUGUAACCGGAAAAGACUUGCCCAGCCUCCUGCUCCACCCCAUCCCCCGCCCCACUUUGGGUAACUUGUGGAACACGGUGCCCACCGCCCCUCCCCCCCCCUUGUUGAUGGAGCCCUCAUCCACCUCCUUUCCUUGAGCAUGAUGGCUUGGCAUUCAAACUGAUGCUUCUGACAUUGGUAGAAGUUAUGUCCAAGUGAAAGGAUGCAGAGGCUGGAAUUUUCCAGUGGAAUAGAUUCCAGGGAAUGCAAAAUUCAAGUGUAAUGUUGCUCCAUCCCUGGACCUGAGAGAGAAAAAAGUGUUUAAAGGGCUGCAGAAGCUGGUCCCUAAAUGUUUUUCCUGUAUAUCUGGCCUACUUUGGGAACAUACAGGGGACCGAGUGCCACGGGCUGCUGCCCAUCAACCUGAUCCCAAUGACAUGCACUGCAAGCUUCAAGAGGAGGCUGAAUGCUCACCUUUCCUUGGGGGAUGUUGACAUCUGCCCUCUCCCAGGGCUUUCUGUCUGGGUUCAGUCCUGGUGAUCCUGGUGAAUUGAAGCCAGGACAGCAGAGCUUAGAACCAGAAGAGUGGGCAGCACUAUCAGCUGGGAAGGGCACAGGAGGCAGGACCCCAGGUGCCCCUGCCACCCACCAGCCAGAUAAUUUUGAGUGACUUCCCUUCUUGGCCUCAGGUUUCUCAUCUCUAAAGAGGAAAGGUAAACCAGAUGACCCAUAAAAGCCCUCUCAUUGUGACUGUUUGUCAGAAACAAAUACAAAUAAAUGGCUGCACUUGAGAGGGUCCCCUACGAAUGGCAUCAGGGACUGGCAGUUUCAUUUUUAACACAAGUCCCAAAAGGCAGUUGUAAUCAAGUAUCUCUUUUGGUGUCCAUUGUCUAUAGGUAGGUGAAACAAUGCAAAUUGGCUUAUGUCAAAUGUGUUGUGUCUUAUGGCAAAAGGUUUUAUUUACUUCCUAAGGUCUUGCUGAUUCAAGGGAGCAUCAAAGAUGUGUCCUGGCUUAGCCAGUGUGAAAAUGAAGGGGAUUUGGUCACCUUAUCACAGGUCGCAUGAAUCAGAAUACAUGCAGAAGUAGGGUGAAACAAAGCCAGAGUCUGAAAAAGAUGCUUGUUUCUUCAUCUGAGAAAGCCUAGCGAAGCUACUGAAUAAAGAGCACAACUUCCGGUCAUUUCUUUCUUUCCUUUUUUUCUGGCUACUGGAACAGCAGUUCUAGUAUAUGUGAUCGUGGUUUGUAAUUAUUUGUAACACUGCUGAGGGAAGAGAGUCACAAUCUCUGAGAUUACCAGGAAUUAGUCUGGGGAGACCAGCUGCCUGCAAUUGUCCCUUAGAUGGCUGAAGAGUGAUGCUGAACCCAAGUGCCUGCUGUAGAUGUGGUCCAAAAAUGAUGAGGGGUAGAGGGCAGGAAGACAGGGACUGCAGGAGCCACAGAAGUCUUCAGCCCUUCUGCCCCAUGACAACACGAAAUUCUAGGUUUCUGUCCUUUUUUCUCUUUGUUUAUAUUGUAAGUCCUGCUGUUCUUACCUGGAAAGACCUAGAUUGGCCAGGAAAGGGCCCUUUCAGAUGCUGGUGGAAAUUUAUAGAAGUCAGUGUCUCUCAGCUCGCUACAAGGAAAAUCAAGAAUAUUCUUUCUUUCUGACCCGGAAAUCAGGUUUUAGGGGUCCUUGAAUGGCUUCUUAGUGUGGUUUGAUUUUCUUCCCCAACUUUGAAUCCAGAAAAAAGCUUUUCUCUCAAGGACUAACCAAAGACAAUGCCCUUGGAGGGAAAUCAGGCAUGAAAACCUGGUCAGGGAGUGGGUUAGCAAAUUGUCAUUUAUUGGGGGUGGUCACUGUGAUCCUAGGAGUCAUUAGACUUGAGACGUGACUUUCUUCUCAAAUCACAGUAAGUGGCUGAAUGCAAAUCAGAGUGCAGCUGAGGACUAUUGUAACCAAGGCGAAUGGAGCUUGGCAGCUCUCCCAUCCAGAAUGGGCCAUAAAGGCUGAAAUCCUGGGCCACAAUCUUCCCGUUUUACUUCAUUCUCAUUCCACUUCUGUUUUUUUCAUUCAGCAUUGGUUGAUGAUUUCUGCUCUUAAGUGAUGAGAGAGUCAGCAGACUAGUCAAAAGAAAAUCUCUAUAUAAAAUGUAAAUAUUAAUAUAAAUUAACGUGGCAUGCAACUUACUGAUCAAAUGAAGCAUAUAUUAUUGUUAUCUUAGUGUAUAAAGGAAAACUGACUGCCAUAUUUACCAAAUGUUUUCUCUAACCAAACCUGUCUGUAAAUAUAUAAUCUGUAUAAAAAAAGAGUCUAAUUUACCAUUAUUUAUGCAAUAGAAAAAAAUAAAAGUUGGGGUUUUUUGUUU